This is a messenger RNA of Diorhabda sublineata, 1089 nucleotides long. RefSeq names its product THAP domain-containing protein 5-like. The transcript has 3 exons. Gene Ontology annotation, molecular function: sequence-specific DNA binding. NCBI's taxonomy places the organism in Eukaryota, Metazoa, Arthropoda, Insecta, Coleoptera, Chrysomelidae. The record is from RefSeq and is a predicted model, not a curated record. Bases 294 to 884 code for a protein of 196 amino acids.
AGUCGCUAUGCACCUAUUGGCAGGGAACGGAGUACAUAGUGGGGAGAACUAAAUCGAUCACAGCGCUCGAUGUUGUUAAAACAUCGUCAAAUCAUGCUCGCAAUGUAAAUAAACACGUGAAAAUAUAAUGGAAAAUGGUUCAUAAUAGUUGUUGUGUUGUUGAGUGCAAAAAUACAGGUAGAAACAGUAAGUGUAAGUUUUAUAGAUUUCCAGUAGCCAAGUGGAAAAUAGAUAAAAGAAAUAAAUGGAUAAAUGCAGUGAGGAGAAAAAAGUGAGUAGUGCACAGUAUAAAGAUGAGUAUUAUGGUACGCCAUUUUGUAUCCUUUGGCAAGCAGAAACGGAGCAAUAAUCAGUAUAAAACGAGUCCUGAUGGAUCACCAUGGAUUCCAAAACCAACUGAUACCAUAUGUAGUGAUCAUUUCGUUGGGGGUCGCAAGGCUGAAGAGGAAACUAGUCCAAGCUACAUUCCAACAAUAUUUCCACUUGUAUACAAAAAAUCGAUAAUUGAUGAAAAGAAGUCAAUAAGCAGGCAUAAACGUUUCUUAAAUCGAAGAUUAGCUAAAAAUCAAAUUGCUGCAGUGACCACUGACGCUGAAGUAAUUCCACUGAGUACUGAUAUCAUUGUGAAUUCUAUUAAUGGUGUGUUAAUAGAUCAAUGUAAACAAACUGAUAAGUGUUGCCAAGUCGAUUUUCUCCCCAAUUCCGAUCCUGCUGGAAAAACAUUUAUUUGCAAUAAAUAUAUGUACGUGAGUUGUAACAGAAGUGAUGCUGAGAUUCAAACAGAAAUAAUAGAGGCAAAAGGUAAAAUUAUUAUCAAUCCGAAGAAGUGCACGGACAAAGAGUGUAAUACUCCAAUUAGAUAUUCUACUACCCAAUCAAGUUGAACGUCGGAUAAUAUUUUUCUAGGCUUUCGAUGAAUUUUUUGAGAAUUUAUUGAUGAUAUCAUAUAUAUUUGUAACGUUUUUGUGAAUUUGCAAUUAUUUCGAAUAAACAUACUGAAUUACUGGGAUUUCAAGAAAUUGCGUAUAAUAUCACUAACAUUUACUGUUUUUUACUAUUGUUUCAGUUAAAAAUAAAGUAUUAUGUAAA